GUAUGGCACACUCAAGAUGGCGGAAUGGUGACGCCAUAACGAAAGUUCUUUAACACAGGUCAAAGUUCAUUUGUAUUUUCCCGGGAAAAUAAUGACGUUUUGAUCCACAUGACUGCUUCUAAACUUUCGUAUCACCACCGGCUGUUUAUGUUCAUCAGAAGCACGCCUUUAUAGGGUCUGAAAGGCAACGAUACUCACAUUUUCACUGUAUGCAAGCAUGGAGAAGAUAUCAGAGAAGAUACUGCUGGAAAAAGGUCUUCCAAAGACAAACAAACUGGCUCAGAUAAAGACACUGAAUCUCUCACUCAUGGGUCUUAAGAAGGAGGAUCUGCCCGUGAAUCUGCUAUCUAAACUACACAGCCUGGAGCAGCUGGAUCUGUCUGGGAACAUGCUGCAGGAGUUUCCCAAAGGUCUGUGUCUGCCCUGCCUGAAGAUCUUGGAUUGUUCAAACAACGAAAUGGAGGAUGUAUUGUCACUGGAAGGCCUGAGCAACAUGGAAGAACUCAGACUGGAGGACAACAUCUACCUCACUGUCAAUGAUGAACACAAAGUGAUCUUCCUGUUACCUAAGUUGAGGAUGUUCAAUGGCAAGGAUAUCAGCUCUACGGGUCAUCAUAUUCGCCACGGCAGCACUGAAAUUCUCACAAAGAGGGUUAUUGGUGUUUGGGAACGAAGCUUUAGUCUUCCCGAUCCGGUUACGAAAAAAAGCCUGGCUACUGUUGAGAAGAGCUUUGUUAAGGAUGCCUGCACCCAAAUAAAAUACGGCCCCAGUUCUUUGAGUGAUUACACAAAGUGGAGGAUUGAAAUGAUCGCAAAAGAUUACUUCCAGUCACUGACGUGCAGUAAAGAGGAACACAGUGUCACAACUCCAACCAAGGAGUAUGAGAGUCCUGUGGAAAAACAGAUGUGUGAUACUGCAGCUUAUGGUACCACAAGUCCUCAGAAGAGAACCAGAAACACUGACAUCACUGCCAGUCCUCGAAAGUCAAGUCGCCUGUCGAAUGCUUCCACUGUUGAGGCCAGCCCAAGAAAACCCUCUCGACUGCUGAGUUCUCCAAUGAAAACUGAAACUAUACUGUCCAGCCCUAGAAAGCAGACCAGAACAACCAUCGAGGCAGCUCUAGAGGGUAGUCCCAGGAAAUCAAGCCGCCUAGAAAGUAUUCCACAGAAAGGCGCUAGCAAAACUGAAAGCCCUAGAAAGGCACCUAAGAGCCCAGCCAUUUCCAUUCCCAUGUUGAGACUGGCUAAAUGUGAGAGUCCAAGUAAAACUGUUAAAGAUAAGCCCACACCUCAAAAAGGCAAACGGACCAAAACUGAAACCGGCACACCUCAGAAAAUGGCCAUCGGUAAAGUUCCUCAGGAGCCGGUGAGUCUGCAGCCCAUCCAUGUCCUGCAGUGUCACAGUCGACAGGACAGUCCCGAAGAUUUUGACACUCAGCUUUGGGCCUGUGCAUUCGAACCCCCACAGGACUGCGGCAGCGAUUUUAGCGGUGGCUCUCGGACAGUUGCCACGUGCGGUGGGGAAACUUUGUGUGUCAUUGACUGCGAGUCUGGACAUGUGCUGAAGAAAUACAAGGUUCCUGGUGAGGAGUUCUUUUCAUUAGCGUGGUCCACAGUACUGAUGUCCCGGACUGGUGCUUCUGCUCGCCCCUGUAAUCUGGCUGCUGGGGGUAAGAGAGGCCUUGUCAAGCUCAUUCAUCCCAGAGUGAAUUUGGCGUUCGGAGAGUUUCGUGCCAGUCGACGGGCCAUUUCUAUUGUGCGCUUCAGUCCCUGCAAUCCUACAUUUGUCUUCACUGGGUCUUACGAAAAUAAGAUAAUUUUGUGGGACAUUGGUGGGUUGGAUCGUGACUACAACUUCAAAAUCAGUAAGCUGCUAGUGCUGGAAACGACCUCCACUCCUCUCCACCUCUCCCUGGUCCCUGGGUCUCAAGACAGACAGCUCCUCUCAGCUUGUGAUGAAGGGCUAUUUAGCUUUGACAUCCAGCUCAGUAAAAACAUACAGAAGAGAAAUGAGGAGAUGGAGAUUGUGUUUCCUAUUUACAAGAAAAAGGACAAGAAGAACAGCUACCGUACUAUUGACGGGCUAAGCUUCCUCUCAGAUGAUAUAGUGGCUUCCAAGAGUCAGAUGCAGGGCUCAAUCUACCUGUGGAGCUGGAGCGCUACACGUGCCUCAUGGAACGGCAAAAAGAAAGAGGUGACAGCUGUUGUACUGGCAGAGCUGCAGUGGUCCAGCACCGAUAUCCCGUACCUGUCUUUGGGCACCUGCCCAGGAUACGGUUACGUCGUGUGCGGUGACGAGAAGGGUAGUCUAUGGACAUACCAUAUCACAGACAACAUGAUUGAACAUUUCAAGAGUGGAAAAACUUUUGCAGUCACCGAGGUGCUGGGGUGGCCAUCACCUGUUAGAGCUGGAAAGGGUCCAGUAGAGGGGCCGUCUAUUAACAGCGUUGCCAUGGAUCCUGAUCUUCGUUAUUUGGUUGCCCUUACUGACAAGAACAUGGCUGUUGUGUGGAGAAGAGAGGAGAGCCACUGAACCGCAAAAGAUGUUUUAUGGCUUUUGUGACCUGCAGUUUUAUGGGGAAAAUCAGGUCUUGAGGACAUUGAAAAACUCCAUUACAUUACCCAGUUUAAAUAUUGUCUCAAAGAGACAGAAAUUCUAAUUCAGUCCUCAUGUACGUGUCUUUUAUCAAUUUUUUAAGGUCAAAUUCAAUUUACGUUGCAAAUAGUCUCCUGCUAUUAGAUUUUGUUCUUUUAAUAUUUUAUGUUCUUCUGUUUUAAGUUUUAGACAUUGUCAAAAUAGAUCCAUUGUAACAAAAAGAUGCUGUCAGAAAAAAAUGAUUCAAACAGCGAUGUCUUAUUUAAAUAAUGCUUCAAAACAUGAGUUGGUGUCAUACACCAGCUUCAAUGUUGACAAACUUCUGUACUGGACCCUUUGAAGUGCCACUGGUUUCAACCUGGUUUUAUUCAAGACUGCAACAUAUUCGUUGAUGGAUUAUAGUUGAAUAAAAGGACUUCUGAUGGAAAACCUUAAUUAAAACUGAACAUAAUUAAAAAAGUUAUGUAGUUAUAUAUAGCAAUGGCAUCGAAUUUUCACCAUAAUGUCUAAAUUUAAGUAAUAUGGAAUUCAUGUGGAACUGAAGAAACCUUAAAGAAUACAAUGGAGUUAC
Messenger RNA from Triplophysa dalaica, 3167 nucleotides. It is a transcript of the gene lrwd1, whose product is annotated as leucine-rich repeats and WD repeat domain containing 1. Gene Ontology annotation, biological process: chromatin organization; establishment of protein localization to chromatin. Gene Ontology annotation, molecular function: protein binding; chromatin binding. The record is from RefSeq and is a predicted model, not a curated record. Gene Ontology annotation, cellular component: nuclear origin of replication recognition complex. NCBI's taxonomy places the organism in Eukaryota, Metazoa, Chordata, Actinopteri, Cypriniformes, Nemacheilidae.